CUGACAGGAAUAUCGCCCAAAUUUGGCGGCAGUUUCCUGUCUGCGCUUACACAAGCCCCAUGAUGGUACGCUUUUCUCGCGUGUUGGAGCGGAGCUCCGUAUUUGCCGCGUUCCUCCGCCAGAAGGACUGGUCGUCCAAGUUUACCACAGUGAAGUAUUCAAGUACAAAGGCAGAACCGCGACUUCACAGAAUGGAGUAUCAGGACGCAGUGUGCACCCUCAAUACCCUGCAGACCAAUGCCUGUGCCCUGGAGCAAGUGCGCCGAGAGCGGGGUCACCCUCAACUCCAGCUCCAGGCCAUGAGGGGCUUCCUGGAGCGAGCAGGCCUGGUGGUGGAAGAACUUGACCAUCUCAAUAUCAUUCAUGUCACAGGAACGAAAGGCAAGGGGUCAACGUGUGCCUUCACAGAACAAAUACUGAGAAGUUAUGGUUUUCGGACUGGAUUUUACAGUUCCCCACAUUUGGUACAAGUCAGGGAGAGGAUAAGAAUUAAUGGAAAACCAAUCGGCAAAGAACUCUUCACAAAAUAUUUCUGGCAGGUGUAUGGACGGCUGUAUGAAACCAAGGACACUCACGGGGGGAGUAUGCCCGCUUACUUCCGCUUCCUGACAAUCCUGGCCUUCCACAUCUUCCUGCAGGAGAAGGUGGACUUGGCAGUGAUUGAGGUUGGGAUUGGUGGAGCCUACGACUGCACAAACAUAAUCAGGAGGCCGUGGGUGUGUGGCAUCGCCUCCCUGGGUAUAGAUCACACCUCAAUACUUGGGGAUACCAUCGAGAAAAUUGCCUGGCAGAAAGGGGGCAUUUUUAAGCCAGGAGUUCCUGCCUUCACUGUGAAGCAACCAGACAGCCCUAUGAUGGUUCUCAAAGAGCGAGCGAAGGAGAUUGGGUGUCCUCUCUGGGUGUGCCCAGAACUGGAGGAGUACCCUGCUGACUCGGGACCUCUGCGUCUGGGCCUGGCUGGCCACCACCAGCGCUCCAACGCCUCCCUUGCCCUGCAGCUCAGCCACAGCUGGCUACAGAGACGCUGCCUUCCUGACCAGAGCAUCCCUUCCCCCGCUGACGAGAGUAAAGGCGUGUCGCCGGCCGCUGGCUUCCAGCCAAGCCCCAUUAUGGCGAAAGGGCUGGAGGACACUGAAUGGCCGGGGAGGACCCAGACUCUGAAGCAUGGCCCAGUCACCUACUUCCUGGAUGGGGCCCACACCACCCGUAGCAUGCUGGCCUGUGUAAGCUGGUUCAGCGAGGUUGCCUCUCAACACGAAAGAACCACAGGUGGUCCUGUGGUCAGAGUGCUACUGUUCAACGCCACGGGGGAGAGAGACUCUGCGGCCAUGCUAAAGUUACUAGUUCCAUGCCAUUUUGACUUUGCUGUGUUCUGCCCCAACAUCACAGAGGCCAUUGCAUCAUGUAACGCAGACCAACAAAACUUCAAUGUCUCUGUGGAAAACAUGCUCACCCGUUGCCUGGACAACCAGAGGAGCUGGCGCCUGCUCAACGGCCAGGAAGAGAAGCCCGGCGACCAGCUGCUCAUCUCCCGCGAUGUUCUCCCACUGGUGGCAGCCGAGUGCUGCAGCAAAACUUUAGUUUUCCCCUGCAUCCUCAGCGCCCUCCAGUGGCUCAGCCAGGGCAGGGACUCUAUCUUGGCACAUCCAGACAAGAGGGUCAUCCCCGUCAAGCCCAGCGUGACAGCCAAAGCUGCUCCGCUAAGAGAUGCCACUGGCAUCCACGUCCUCGUCGCUGGAAGCCUCCAUCUGGUUGGGGGCGUCCUGAAACACCUUGACCCUUCCUUUGCCUCUUAAAGGGAUGGUUCUGUCAGAACAGCAAUAGAUCAGAUUGAUUUGUCUGUUAAGCAGAAUCAAGAACAAACCCUCUCUGGAGAGAGCUAAAUGCUGGGAUAUCAUGCAGCCUAAGGGAAAGCUUGUUAGCUAUGCUUACUGGUAGGUUAUUCAAUUUGUACCAGGCAACAGGGUUUUGUGUCACCCCCAGUCCUUGGUAAGCAUAAUAGAAAUGGCCAUUGCAUUUCAAUUGAUAAAUAGAGAGCUCUGGCCAAUAUAAGUUCAUGUCAGAUGUUUUAGCCAGUACCACACAAAGCCUUACUGAGGAUCACACGUUAUUUUAUUGUGACAGGGAGUCAUUUUGAGACUGGUCUCUUUUACAGAUGAGCCCAAAAUGAAAUUUUAAAAUAUAUACACAUCAGUACACUAUGAAAAGAACCAGAGAUACAGAACAAUCAGUGGUUCUGGUACAAAUUCCAGAUAGACACCAAAGGAAGCUUAAACGAUAUGUAUUACACACAAACUGGAUGCUACAGCUCCAUAGCACACAAACCGGUCACACAUGCAUAUAUAUGCCUUCUGGCUAGGUGGGGUCACCUCUUUGGGUCUAGGAUAAACAGUCAGUCAGUGCUGGGCAAGAACUCUGUUCCUCCCCCCUAUUGAUGUUAGCAUGGGUCCAGAUCCUUUGUGGGCAGGUGUGUGUAAGAGGGACUAUAGUCUCUCACACAAUCUAGCCUCCCCUGCACUGCAAUAAAUCUUCAGUCCCAACAUCCUAACCAAUAACAAGUUAUUACUACUAAUUAAUGGAUUAUGCAAUUAUAAACUGGCUCAUGCAACACAAAUGGAUUCAAGUCAAAUAGUCUCCAACAAUAGAAAACAAAUAUUAACCUUAAGUCUUAUAUUUGAAGCCAAAACUGUUUACAUGGCCUCUUGGGGGGGUUAAUUUGUGCGCCUUCUAGUAUGACACGGGUGUUUACUGUUAUUGUUUACGUGAAGUGGUGUUGUGCUUUAAAAGCGUUUGAGAAGAAGGCAGUGGGACGGUAGGCCCCGAAAAUGACAGGUGGAAACGGUUAGUCAAAGGCCUCACUCUUUCCACCCAGUAUGUUUCUUUGGGUUGUGUACAAGAAUGGCUCUCUUUCCUGUCCUUUCAUUGCUACCAAUAAGAGACACACAGGGAGAGGGUUGCAAAGAUGAACUGGAUUUCUUACAAAGAGAACAGUUUAAAUUUGGUUUCACUAUUUCUUAGUGAGCUCCUCAUUUGCCGAUCUCGCGGACUUGCAUUAUAUGUUGACUGUGUUCUUAAAAAUUUCAAAUGUGCUUCGUGUAGCUAUCAUUGUCUUGGUAAAUCAGAGAUUCUCCCUUGUUAAAUCAAAAUGUAACACCUCUACAAUAAAACUAGACCUUUAGCGUUGAGCACGAUGUAAACUAACAUGUCUGUAAAUUACUCUAAGCUGUCAUAAUUGAUAAGUCUUUUAUACUGCAGUUGCUUUGUGACAUUAACAUUUCAAAAUGUUCACUGCCUUGGAAAUUUGUGUCUGAGAGUGCAAUUGUAUGUCCACUGUAAAGAAACACACAAUCACACUCUAGAGGUAGGGUGUAUUUUUAAGUCGGUAUCUGUUGCAAAGCUUUUUGCAAUAGGACCCAUCUUAAUCUAGGAACCCAACGGAAUAAAACAGGGAUGGCUCUACAUGAAUUUGUCCAAUAGAAAGUAGAAACUCUUUCCUGUUGCAAAACGUUUUGGACUAAUGCUUAUACCCAAAGUACCAUGGAAAUUAGCCCUUGAUUUGAGUGAUUGGCCCUGUUCUAGUCUGACUAUAUUGCAGUCAUGCUGCAGUACACACAGCAACUAAUGGGUGACCUAUUAUCGACUGCACAGCCAGGUAUAAGAUUGCUACAUUAUAUGCUACAGGUAGCUGAUAUGAUCCAGGCGUUGUACGAUCUGGCAGGUGACUGCAAUGUAGUUGGCCUGGAAUGUAGCCAAUAUUUCUCUGGGGUUUAGAAACUGCUAGACUAUUCCCAAAUCUUUUUCAAAGUGGUCUUAACAUUUCAGCGAAAUUCUAUAGUUUUAAAUGUAUGUGCACUUAAGAUAAUUAAAUUAAUCAUUAACA
Molecule: messenger RNA, 3880 nt
Organism: Oncorhynchus kisutch (coho salmon)
Lineage: Eukaryota; Metazoa; Chordata; Actinopteri; Salmoniformes; Salmonidae
Gene: fpgs
Product: folylpolyglutamate synthase
Exons: 15
Coding region: 60-1796 (578 amino acids)
Biological process (GO): tetrahydrofolylpolyglutamate biosynthetic process
Cellular component (GO): cytoplasm; cytosol; mitochondrion
Molecular function (GO): tetrahydrofolylpolyglutamate synthase activity; ATP binding
Source: RefSeq, a predicted model, not a curated record